CACCCCGCAUCCUCCCUACUGUUGCUCUACGUUGUUCCGCACCCAGCAACCGAUCAGUUCACCACUCUCCGCAAGAAGCAGCCCCAGCUUUUCGAAGCUUGCACUAUAUUCGAACAACGAAUCUUAUGUCAUUCGUUACCAAAAACAUUUGAUGACAUUCCAAUAGUUACAUAUCAAAAUUUAUUUGGAAAUGAAGCUAAUAAAAUUAUGCAAGAAUUGAAACGUCGAAAACUUAACGAUCAGCUGAAAAAUUAUGAAUUGAAACUUCAGCAUUAUGAAGAUUUGUAUCAAACAGAAAUCAAUAUAUUUGAAUCUAAACUCAUACAAACAAGCUUAAAUCAUCAACAUAUUCAAGCAGAUAUAUUCAUGACUUUAUUGAAAUGCUAUUUGAGUCAUUACACCAAUCGAUUAAUACGUCAAAUUCGUUACAAAGAAGCAUGGGCCCAUGUAAAAUUAGUACCUCAGCAUCGUCGUCAUUUAUUAUCGAAGCAGCAAAUAGUCGAUGUUUAUCCACAAAUCAUUGUCGACGUUCCUAAAGUAUCAUUGAAUAGGCUUCAAUUAGAUUAUCUUUCCCAGAGUGGUAAGUAA
This is a messenger RNA of Adineta ricciae, 588 nucleotides long. The record is from the annotation of a GenBank genome assembly. NCBI's taxonomy places the organism in Eukaryota, Metazoa, Rotifera, Eurotatoria, Adinetida, Adinetidae.